GACAGCUGACCAGGAAUGACUCUGUUCUUUUUCAGUCUCUCUCUGCAGCCUUUUGUCUACCCAGUCUGCACUCCUGAUGGUGUCGUCUUUGACUUGCUGAACAUUGUUCCCUGGCUUAAGAAGUACGGGACCAACCCCAGCAAUGGAGAGAAGCUGGAUGGGAGGUCCCUGAUCAAGCUGAACUUUGCCAAGAACAGUGAGGGGAAGUACCACUGCCCAGUGCUGUUCACCGUGUUCACUAAUAACACCCACAUCGUGGCCGUGAGGACGACUGGCAAUGUCUACGCCUACGAGGCAGUAGAACAGCUAAAUAUCAAGGCCAAGAACUUCCGGGACCUGCUGAGCGAUGAGCCCUUCUCCCGGCAGGACAUCAUCACCCUCCAGGACCCCACCAACUUGGACAAGUUCAAUGUCUCUAACUUCUAUCAUGUUAAGAAUAACAUGAAAAUAAUAGACCCAGAUGAGGAGAAAGCCAAACAGGACCCAUCUUAUUAUCUGAAAAACACAAAUGCCGAGACCCGAGAGACCCUGCAGGAGCUCUAUAAGGAGUUCAAAGGGGAUGAGAUUCUGGCAGCAACCAUGAAGGUCCCAGAGAAGAAGAAAGUGGACAAGCUGAAUGCUGCCCACUAUUCCACAGGGAAGGUCAGCGCUUCCUUCACGUCCACUGCGAUGGUUCCAGAGACCACACACGAAGCAGCUGCCAUUGACGAGGACGUGCUCCGCUACCAGUUUGUGAGGAAGAAGGGCUAUGUGCGGCUACACACCAACAGGGGCGAUCUCAACCUGGAGCUGCACUGCGACCUGACACCGAAAACCUGCGAAAACUUCAUCAGGCUUUGCAAAAAGCAUUAUUAUGAUGGCACCAUCUUCCACAGAUCCAUCCGGAACUUCGUGAUCCAAGGGGGCGACCCCACAGGCACAGGCACAGGCGGGGAGUCGUACUGGGGGAAGCCCUUCAAAGAUGAGUUCCGGCCCAACCUCUCGCACACGGGCCGUGGCAUCCUCAGUAUGGCCAACUCAGGACCCAACAGCAACAAGUCUCAAUUCUUCAUCACAUUUCGCUCCUGUGCCUACCUGGACAAGAAGCACACCAUCUUUGGACGGGUUGUUGGGGGCUUUGACGUACUCACAGCCAUGGAGAAUGUGGAGAGUGACCCCAAAACUGACCGCCCUAAGGAGGAGAUCCGAAUCAACACCACUACAGUGUUUGUGGACCCCUACGAGGAAGCCGAUGCCCAGAUCGCCCAGGAGCGGAAGACGCAGCUCGAGGCUGCCCCGGAGACCAAAGUGAAGUGCAGCCAGCCUCAGGCAGGGAGCCAAGGCCCCCAGACCUUCCGCCAGGGCGUGGGCAAGUACAUCAAUCCAGCAGCCACGAAGCGAGCGGCAGAGGAAGAGCCCUCAACCAGUGCUACUGUCCCCACUUCCAAGAAGAAGCCCAGUCGGGGUUUUGGGGACUUCAGCUCCUGGUAGCAGCAGGCUGUUCGAUGACUGCUGGAGGCCUGUCUGCCCCUUGUCACCCUGCUGCACACCAGCCCCUGGCCUUUCAUCGUGCUGAGAA
Molecule: messenger RNA, 1558 nt
Organism: Cebus imitator (Panamanian white-faced capuchin)
Lineage: Eukaryota; Metazoa; Chordata; Mammalia; Primates; Cebidae
Gene: PPIL2
Product: peptidylprolyl isomerase like 2
Exons: 18
Coding region: 16-1470 (484 amino acids)
Biological process (GO): protein polyubiquitination; protein peptidyl-prolyl isomerization; protein folding
Cellular component (GO): catalytic step 2 spliceosome
Molecular function (GO): peptidyl-prolyl cis-trans isomerase activity; ubiquitin-ubiquitin ligase activity
Source: RefSeq, a predicted model, not a curated record